AUGAUUUCCUUGAAGGCCAUUUGCGCCGGUUUGCUGGCCUCGUCAACCGCUCUGGCUGCUCAGCUCACAAAAGUCAACUACCCCAACGAUGCCUCCUCCAAGGUAGAUAUGUACAUUUACGUUCCCGACAAGGUCGUCACCAACCCACCUCUCGUCGUCGUAAUCCAUUCCUGCCAGUCCUCAGCCCAGGCCUACUUCCAGAACAGCCUUAUCCCCUGGCACCGCGGAUCCGACAACAAGGGAUACAUCACCGUGUGGCCGAGCAGCCCUCACAGCGGGACGUGUUGGGAUGUCUCCAGCAAGGCGACCCUGACACACGGGGGUGGAGGCGACACCCAGGCCAUCUCUAACAUGAUAAAGUAUGCGAUCUCGCAGUACAAGGUGGACGCAAGCAAGGUGUUCGUAACGGGAGGCAGUUCCGGAGCCAUGAUGUCCAACGUCUUGGCGGCGACAUACCCCGAACAGAUCCAGGCCGUUUCGUUGUACUCCGGGGUAGCAGCUGGUUGCUUUUUGUCCUCCUCUGGGGGCGUCGACCAGUGGAACUCCUCGUGCGCAUCGGGUCAAGUGACGGCUACAGCAGAAGCUUGGGGCAAUGUUGCUCGCAACAUGGACUCCGGAUAUAAUGGGACACGCCCGAGAAUGCAGAUCUGGCAUGGUUCUGCGGACACAACCCUGAACCCGCACAAUUACCAGGAAGAGAUCAAGCAAUGGACGAAUGUCUUCGGUGUCAACCAAACGCCGACCUCCUCGAUUAAGAACUAUCCGCAGUCAAAUUAUCAGACUGAUGACUAUGGCCCAAGUGUCCAAGGCAUCUAUGCGACUGGAGUGGGCCAUAGCGUGCCAUCAAACUUGACUGCAAGUGAGGAAUGGUUUGGUCUCUGA
Diaporthe amygdali is the source of this 882-nucleotide messenger RNA. RefSeq names its product acetyl xylan esterase. Gene Ontology annotation, cellular component: extracellular region. The record is from RefSeq and is a predicted model, not a curated record. Bases 1 to 882 code for a protein of 293 amino acids. Lineage: Eukaryota; Fungi; Ascomycota; Sordariomycetes; Diaporthales; Diaporthaceae. The transcript has 4 exons. Gene Ontology annotation, molecular function: hydrolase activity.